This is a messenger RNA of Pogonomyrmex barbatus (red harvester ant), 2276 nucleotides long. RefSeq lists its product as uncharacterized. NCBI's taxonomy places the organism in Eukaryota, Metazoa, Arthropoda, Insecta, Hymenoptera, Formicidae. The record is from RefSeq and is a predicted model, not a curated record.
GCGUGCGUACAAUGUGUGUGUACAUGCGUGCGUACAUGCGUCUGUACGAAGCCGUAUACAUGCGUGUGACAUGCGUGCGUACGUAUGCACGUACAUGUGUGCGUGCGUGUGUGCGUUAUUUGUUCAUUUGUUCAUAUCUUGCAUGACCCGCGAAGUGUGUACUUUACAGGCGUAUCGUGUAUCGUGCACGUUACGCCGAGUGACCGAAUCGUUACUUCUCUUUAUCCCAUUUUCUUAUUCUCUCUUUCGGAUUCUCCAUCCGUCUCUCUCUUUUUUUAUCUCUAACCUAACUUAACCUUCCUUCCUCGGCUCGAGCGCUCGGUAAAUUAAAUCGUGGCACACGCGACAAAUUAUCUGUAUUCCUCAUCAAAUGGAAUUCCGCACCGGCCACUCGGACCAUGGCCUCUUCUAACCGUGGCAUCCAGAUUGGCUCCGGCUGGUUCCAGACCAAGAUUAAUCUUAGGCCGCAACAUCGGGGCGUUCACCUCGUUACCGAGGAAAUCCUUAGGCAGGUCCCCGAACUCUGUCAAUUUUCCAUUGGUCUCUGCCAUAUCCAGAUUCUCCAUACCUCAGCUAGUUUAGCAUUAAAUGAAAGCUGGGAUCCAGAUGUGAGAGAUGAUAUGGAAAUGAUGCUUAACAAAAUAGUUCCUGAAGGCUUAGAGUAUAGGCAUAGCUGCGAAGGACCAGACGAUAUGCCAGCACAUGUAAAAGCCUGUUUUCUGGGUUCAUCAUUAAGCAUCCCAAUCACCGAUGGCAAGCUGGCGCUAGGCACAUGGCAGGGUAUUUGGUUAGGUGAACAUCGUGAUCACGCUGGUAGCCGUAAGCUGGUGAUAACGUUGACUGGUGUCCUAAGGGAUUCGGCGCGUAGUCCCCUCAGUCCUGUUAGUCCUAUCGCUUCUACCAGCAGCUAGGACCACUCGCACCCCCGAAGGCGUAGCAAGCGUCAGCCGCGCGCGUCCAUCUCGAGCGACUCGAGCUAGCAGCCGCUUUAAGCCCUAGUCAACUUUUAAGAGUACAAUUUAUUGAGGAGAAGUGAGCCGGAUAUCUCGCGGACUUACUAUUGCCCGGAGAUAGCCAUCCAUGGUUAGUGAUUAACCAUGUCCUCAACGUUUCACGUUAAUCGUCAAAUGGACAAAUCAGGGAUCGCGCAUUGUUCAAGACUUCUGUGCGCACGUGUAUGUGUUUCAGAAUUUUAUUUGUGUCUCACAUCGUUCUAUGGAUAUUUUUUUUACACGUAUAACGAGCCGUUGGAGUUGUUGCAAAUGUUUUCUAGAAGUAUGAUAAGAUUUUGAAUCUGGAUAUUACCUCUUGCAACUUGGAAAUUCAGACUUCAAGUUAACUUUUUUGUAUAAAGUUGUGUAAGAGACUACGUUAAUAUAUAAAAAAAUUUUACAUCUCAUUUAAAGAUACAGAAAGUUGAAUUAUUUUAGAACGCUUUUUGUUUCAAAAAAAUUUUGAAAUCCGAGGAAAUUUCUCAUGGAAAUUAGAGACAUUGCAACAACUUGGAAUUCGUUUUUACAUUUCUUGUAUUUUUUCUGGUAUUUAUUUCUUUAAUUUGCAUUAAUCAUACUGGACAUCCGCGACAUACAAUAAUAAUAGUGUAGUAGGAAUAAUAAUAAAAAAAGACAAAUGGAUAGAAAAAGAUAGAGAAAGAGAGAAAUGAAAAAAAACUGCCACGGCAGAUGCGUGCAUUGCAUGCGUCUCAUGUAAACAAAACGAAUUAAACGCGAGUAUCCAGCACUCUUCCACCUCGCUCUUGAAGAGAAAAGAAAACAAAAGGCGAGGAAGAUAUGCUCUGAGGAGAGCAAUGGGGAAGAAAGAGAAAAGAACGAAUCUGUGCAUUCCAGUAACGCGUCCAAUACUCCGAAUUUAUGUAGUCUUAUUUAGGAGACUCUUUUGUAUUAAAAAAAAAAGUUAACGAAUAUGAGCAGUUGUGCAGGGACUCACAGUAUCCUUUUUUACACUGCUAUUCCAAAAUGAGAGACAAAGAGCUGAAAGAAGACGAGGAUUACAAGAAUAAGAGUAUAAGGUACGCGUUGCGAAACUUUCUGACUCGCCGCUUUAAAAACGAUUAGGAGCUAAAUUAAUUAAUCGCUCGUAAAUAAUGAUGUUUCCAUCGCAUUGGGGGUGUGUAUAUGUAUAUAAGGGGAAAAGACGAUAAUUCUCUACUUGUGCGCGUUUCCAUUAAAGCUAUAACGUAUGUUAUAUCAUGGGCACACAUAGCGCGAUUACAUCCUACGUAAAUUAUAACGCGUAAAUGCAGAAUAUAAAAAAAA